Closterium sp. NIES-65 is the source of this 1125-nucleotide messenger RNA. NCBI's taxonomy places the organism in Eukaryota, Viridiplantae, Streptophyta, Zygnematophyceae, Desmidiales, Closteriaceae. The record is from the annotation of a GenBank genome assembly.
AUGGCUUCGAUGGCGAAGCUCGCGUCAGCGUCGGGCCGCAUUACUCUCCUCGCCAGUUUCAUCGCCGCCUCUGCGCUGAUCCCUUCUGGGUGUUGGGCUCAGAGCACCAUGAGCACGACUUUCCACAGCAACUUCCUCGAAGGCGACAUCCGUGUCGUCGUGGGACCCAACCGUAACCAGAUCCGCGUGCAGCUCAGGAGUGCACGCGUUUUCCCCGUUUGUCGUCGUGAUCGCCGCUACAGAUGCAAUUUUCCCCUGCAGGCCUAUAUGCCGGACUGGGCUAAGGCGGUCACCCCCAAGGAGGAGUACAUUGUGGAAACUUACCCUUUCCCGUCCAACUUCUCCUCUCUCACGGACGUGAAGCACGCCAUUUUGACCUUCGCCCCCUCCAACUGCUACCCUAUCUACAACGGCACCAAAGUGACAGAGGAGCAGGCUAUUCCCGCUUACCUCGCGUCAGGCCCCGACUUCUGCCUCUCCUGCUACGUCUACCUCACCUUCUCCCUCCUCGAUGUCGACACGGCCAGCCAGAUCGGCAGUGAAUGCACUGAGACGAACAAUGGAAAACUUCGCGGGUACAUCUGCUCCACGGACGAGGGGGAUGACGUCACGGUGGCGCAGGCGUUUGGGAGUCCGCCGGUGGUGAAUGGCGGCGGGACGUCGGUGGGGUUUCUCUACACGGAGAUGUUUGUGCGCCAGCCCGCUGGCUCCACCAUGCGCCUCCCCUCCAUCCGCGUCGACCCCCUGGCCAUGAAGGGCAUUGGGUACAUCAUGGUGCCAUCCAAGGGACCCACUCCUCUCCCUGGAACCUUUGAUGCCAUGCCUUUCAUCGCAGGCAACGACAGCAAGUCUGUCGGCGUCGGUCUAGUGUUCCCAAUCACCCUGAUGACUCAGGCGUCGCUCGCAACUACCCCGUUCAGCAGCAACACAGUGCAGACGGUUACACCCACCGCCUUCCCUGCGCUCUCCAUGAGUGCUCCUGCUAACCAGUCCCUCACUGUCAAUGCCAGCAUCAUCCCCCCUCCUGCCGCUGGUGCUGCUGCUGGUGCUGCUCCCUCCUCGUACAACAUCUCUCUCUCCAUCAGCAAGGACGCACUCCCGGUACGUGGCUCUUGUGGGGACUAA